GGAUUUCCAAGCAGUGUGGGAAUUAACAAGCCAAUCAACACGUUUGAGAGUGGACGACCCUUUGCUAUCGAAUGCCCCCUCAAGGGCCAGCCGAACCCUUUAGUACACUGGUUGAAGAAUGGCCUGCCCGUUGACUAUUCAGACAGCAGGAUUCGUUCUUACCAGACGUUGACGAGUUCAAGUCUAAAAAUAUUGUCAGCUGUUGAAUCGGAUUCGGGCAAAUAUGAAUGUUACGCCACCAACCUACACGGAACUGCAUUCUCUUCCGUCUUUACAAUUUACAUCAAAGAGAGGCAGACACCUCCGUACUUCUCAUUCCUCUCCAAAAACGAGAGCGUGACGGAGGGUAGCGACCUGAACCUCACCUGCAUCGUCAUGGGCGCUCCAGUGCCCACUGUGGAAUGGCUGGAUGGGGAGGAACAGAUGCAACCCGAACGCACCAACUACGGACGCGCCGUGCUGAACUUGAAAGAUAUCAGACGGUCUCUGGAUCUCACAUGCAGAGGUCAAUCUAAAUUAGGCAAGGUCACGAGCAACGUUCGAGUCACCGUUAAACAUGUCCUACCUCCAGAAAACUUCAAAGUGUUCGCUAGGAGAGUGACAUCGCUGACGUUUUCGUGGAGUGUUUCCAACGAUUCGAACGUCAUCAGUUACGUCAUGAACUACAACUCCAAAGUGGUCAACGCCAGCAUCACAGUUGCCAAACUGAAUGAUGCUAUCAGUGAGAUGAACACAACCAUCUUCGAUCUGCAGCCGAACACGGAGUAUUCUUUCAAACUGGCUUCUCACACGAAAAAUGGCCUGAGUGACUUCACGGACCCCGUUCUUGUCAAGACUCUUCAGUCAGUGCCCAGUUCUGCCCCCGUGAACAUCAAAUACACUCCAAUCGAUCAAACGUCAAUCAAAAUCACGUGGUCACCACUGCCACCCAGCCUUCAAAACGGUCAAAUACUCGGUUAUCACUUGCACGACACGCCCAUUUCCACAAAAACUGGAAAACCGGAACUCGGGAAAAGGAUAACAUUGUCACCGACCGAAACAUCCUACACUCUGAUGAAUUUAGUGGAAUGGUCGAAACAUCAGUUGAAGAUGAAUGCGUUCACCGUACAAGGGGAGGGGCCAUGGUCAGAUGUUGUCGAGAUCCAAACUUUGGAAGGAAUUCCAGGCGAACCACGAAAGCUGAAACUUUCGUCAUCCACCUCAACAUCGAUCCGCGUCAACUGGAAGACACCACUUGAGAACAAUUGCAUCUUGAGAGGUUACUACAUCUACUACACCGAAGUCGAUGACAACAAUGAUCAAUAUGUUGGCAGCCACACCUUCACAGUGAAAGAUUUGAAGCCAGCGACGACGUACGACUUCCAGAUAUCAGCCUUCUCAGAGAUGGCCAAUGGAACAAAAACGAAACCAAAGAGAUCUAGGACUCUGAACGUCGGUCAGUAUAACACGUGA
Messenger RNA from Helobdella robusta, 1452 nucleotides. RefSeq lists its product as hypothetical. Gene Ontology annotation, molecular function: protein binding. Lineage: Eukaryota; Metazoa; Annelida; Clitellata; Rhynchobdellida; Glossiphoniidae. The transcript has 9 exons. The annotation marks the transcript as partial. The record is from RefSeq and is a predicted model, not a curated record.